AUGUCAACUGAUUCAAAAGCUCCACAGUAUGUAAUUGAUUUUCCAAUGGCAAAGGAUUGCCAUUUUGAAGCAGAAGCAGAAGCAGAUGAAGAAGCUAAGAUAAGCGCCGGGAUACCGCAACGUUUCCAUCAAGAGUCUAUAAUCACUACAUUAGAGGUCAAUUGGUUGCAAGGGAUGCCAAUCACAUCUCAAAUUUUUUAUUCACCACAACCCAUGCUACGUACUAACCUACUUGCUAUCUCCGGAUUGAGCAAUUCAGUCGACAUCCAGCGGAAAAAAGGGCUCCCCCAACAAUAA
Lodderomyces margitis is the source of this 297-nucleotide messenger RNA. RefSeq lists its product as uncharacterized. Lineage: Eukaryota; Fungi; Ascomycota; Pichiomycetes; Serinales; Debaryomycetaceae. The record is from RefSeq and is a predicted model, not a curated record. The coding region runs from base 1 to 297 and encodes 98 amino acids. The transcript has a single exon.